Quercus robur (English oak) is the source of this 3159-nucleotide messenger RNA. Its product is annotated as U-box domain-containing protein 44-like. The transcript has 4 exons. The record is from RefSeq and is a predicted model, not a curated record. NCBI's taxonomy places the organism in Eukaryota, Viridiplantae, Streptophyta, Magnoliopsida, Fagales, Fagaceae. Gene Ontology annotation, molecular function: protein binding. The coding region runs from base 464 to 2962 and encodes 832 amino acids.
AAAGAGAGAAAGAGAAAGAGAGAGGAACACAGAAUUUGACUUCGUCUUCUCUCAUUGAAUUUUCACUUCGAAAAUGGCUGAAGAAGAGGACGAAGAAGAGGUUGUACAUUUAUUAUUGUUGGUAACUUGAUUAACGUGUGAUAAGAGCAGACUUUGACAGUUUGACACUGACUCACCAAAUACCCUUCUCCGCAUGAUACCAAACUGCAAAACUCCAACAAUCUCUCUCUAUCUUUUCUUUGUUUCAUUCAUAUAUUUCUGACCCAACAAGAUCAACAACAACAAGAACAAGAACAUGAAUUAUAUAUACAAGUCUUGGUCUUUUCUUUGCCUUUGAAUUCUUUCUUUGUGGUUACUGGUCUAAGACGUAGAGCUGAAAUAUACAGCAACAAAGUUUUGGUUUGCAGUCUCAGCCACUCAGUCAGUCAUUCAGUCAGUCUUUCUUGCCUUUUGCUCCGCAGAAAUGGGAACUAUUGAUACUAGAAGCUUUUUAGAGCUCAUGACAGAGCUAAUAGCAAUGGUGGACGAGAUUGUCUCGCUGGCAAAAGACUCAGAUACUGAAAGAGAGGUUUUCACAGAAUUUGCACUGCUUGUUGAAAGGUUUUCACCAAGUCUGAAUGAAUUAAAGGACAAUGAAAAAUUCAUGGACAGGUCAACUAUUCGAAAAGCAGUGGAAUCCCUUGAGGAACAGCUUAACCGCUCCAAGGUUUUGGUACAAAGUCCCAAUUCAGAUACAUUUGUUAAGCAUGUGGAGGAAGUGACUCAUGAUCUUGGCCGGUCACUAGGCCUAUUGCUCUUAGCUAGUCUUGAAGUGUCCACAGAUUUGAAAGAAAAGAUUGGGGACUUACAUAAAGAAUUGAUGAGUGCAAGGUUUAGUUUGGAUUCAAGUCCUAGUUCAAGUUGGGUAUCGGAGUUUGUUAGUGAGUUGAAAGUGGUGAAUGAAAUAGAGGAGGAGAGUAUUAGUCUUGAACCUCUUGAUAUUGGUGAUGUUGUGUUGCAACUCAAGUAUGGCAAUGAUGAAGAAUUCAAAUAUGCACUUUUGGGAUUGAAUGAGUUGAUUGGAAGUGAAAAAGUUAGUAAUGAAUGGAUUGAUGAAGAAGGGAUUAUUCCAAUUCUGUUUAAUCGUUUAGGUUCUAGCAAGCCGGAGAAUAGGUUGACUAUAAUUCAAAUACUAAGAAGACUAGCUUUGGAGAAUGCUGACAACAAGGAAAAGAUGGUGGAUGUUGAGUAUUUGUCAACGCUGGUGAAGUCUUUGACACGGGAUGUGGAAGAGAGGAGAGAAGCUGUUGGCCUGUUGGUAAAUUUCUCUGAUCUUCCUGCAGUUAGGCGGCGGAUGGGCAGAAUUCAAGGGUGUAUUGUCAUGUUAGUUGCCAUGCUAAAUGGGGAUGAUCCAGUUGCUUCCAGAGAUGCAGGGAAAUUGUUAAAUGCCUUUUCAAGUAACACUCAAAAUGCACUUCAUAUGGCUGAGGCUGGUUACUUUAAGCCACUGGUUCAGUACCUAAAGGAAGGGUCUGACAUGAGUAAGGUUCUCAUGGCAACAGCACUAUCAAGAAUGGAGCUGACAGAUAAGUGGAGAGCUGCACUUGGUGAAGAUGGGGCAAUUGAGCCCCUUGUCAAGAUGUUUAAUGCAGGAAAACUUGAAUCUAAAUUAUCAGCUUUAAGUGCAUUGCAAAAUUUAUCCAGAUUGAAAGAAAACAUUCAACGCUUGAUUAGUUCAGGAAUAGUAGCACCGCUGCUUCAGCUCCUCUUCUCUGUCACAUCUGUGCUCAUGACUCUUCGGGAGCCAGCAUCAGCAAUUCUUGCAAGGGUUGCAGAGUCAGAAUCCAUUCUUGUUAACCAAGAUGUGGCACAUCAGAUGCUCUCGCUUUUAAAUCUGUCUAGUCCAGUAAUUCAGUGUCACCUCUUACAAGCACUCAACAGCAUUGCUGCCCAUUCUAGUGCAUCCAAAGUUAGAAGGAAAAUGAAAGAAAAUGGUGCCAUUCAGCUACUUCUACCAUUCCUGAUGGAAAACAACACAAAAAUCAGGAGUCUUUCCUUAAACUUGAUUUACACUCUAUCUAAAUAUUUACCAGAAGAGUUAACUGAACAGCUAGGAGAAACACACAUUAGUACAAUUGUCAGUAUUAUUUCAUCAUCAACAUCUGAGAGUGAAAAAGCUGCAGCAGUUGGCAUACUAAGCAAUCUUCCCAUUAGUUAUAAGAAAGCGACGGAUAUACUUAAGAAGGCAAAUUUUCUGCCAAUUUUGAUCUCCAUUAUCAGUUCAAGCAAUGCACCUUCAAAACCCACAACAUGCUGGUUAGAAGAGAGCGUUGCAGGUGUACUAAUUCGGUUCACAAAUCCUUCUGAUAAGAAGUUGCAGCUUCUCUCAGCAGAACAUGGGGUUAUUCCUUUGCUUCUGAAAUUGCUUUCAAGUGGGUCACCAGUUGCAAAAUGCAGAGCUGCAACCUCACUAGCCCAGUUAUCACAGAAUACACUAUCUCUUAGAAAGCCUAGAAAGUCAAGGUGGUUGUGUGUUCCUGCUUCUGCAGAUGCCUAUUGUGAUGUUCAUGAUGGCUUCUGCUUUGUAAAUAGUACACUUUGUUUGGUCAAGGCAGGUGCCAUUCCUCCAUUAGUUCAAAUAUUGGAAGGUAAAGAUAGGGAAGCAGAUGAGGCUGUUCUUGGCUCCCUUGCAACUCUCUUGCAAGAUGAAAUUUGGGAGAAUGGAAGCAAUUACAUUGCCAAAAUAUCAGGCGUUCAAGCCAUUAUAAAAUUUUUAGAAUCAGGUAAUGUGAAGGCUCAGGAGAAAGCACUAUGGAUAUUGGAGAGGAUUUUAAGAGUUGAUGAAUACAGAGUAAAGUAUGGGGAAUCAGCUCAGGUAGUGCUUAUCGAUUUAGCCCAGAAUGGCGACCCCAAAUUGAAACCAACUGUUGCAAAAUUAUUGGCUCAGCUUGAGGUCUUGCAGGAUCAGUCUAGUUACUUCUGAGAAGAUUCAUUGUGCAUAAGCUAUAUCAUACUUGUAAUUUUGUUUCAAAGACUUUUAAAUGCUCCUCAAUACCCAAAAUUCAAUUCCUUAUGAUGUAUAUGUUUAAAAAAUGAGUAUAUAUAUGUUGAGAAAUGUUUAGAAGCCAUGACACAGCUACAUAAUGAAGUGUUAGAACUAGCAAGGAUGGUUGUUGAAAA